AUGUUGCAAAGCAUCACCGGCGCGCAAACCCAGUCUAUCAGGAACCGUUUCCGUUUCUCUGAUCCCGCUAUUGCGAGCAGCUUCCGCUGGGGCACUGAUUGCGCACAAGCUGGGGCAAUCCAGGAGAUCGGGAUCAAAUUUGCCCGCCAACAUCACGAACAGCUCGCUUCAUGGGUGACAUACCUCACGAAACAGAGGCUCAGUCUCGGUCAAGACUUCCCUUAUCUCAGGCGUAUGACAAUCGAUCUCCAUUUGCGGCUUGGGGCAGAGGAGGCUAAUCUUCUACGCUCGAUGUCUGAAUCUUUCAGAAAGAGGUCCCAAGGACUGGACUGGGUGCUUGUCUUGAAGCUGAGUCAUGAAAAGGUGCUUGACUGCUUCGAAUCAUUAGUGGACAGAGAGGAUGACUCUAAGAAUGGCAAAAGGGAGGUGCGAAGUCAUGCCUAG
Letharia lupina is the source of this 444-nucleotide messenger RNA. RefSeq lists its product as uncharacterized. The record is from RefSeq and is a predicted model, not a curated record. The transcript is spliced from 2 exons. NCBI's taxonomy places the organism in Eukaryota, Fungi, Ascomycota, Lecanoromycetes, Lecanorales, Parmeliaceae. The coding region runs from base 1 to 444 and encodes 147 amino acids.